Molecule: messenger RNA, 1867 nt
Organism: Meira miltonrushii
Lineage: Eukaryota; Fungi; Basidiomycota; Exobasidiomycetes; Exobasidiales; Brachybasidiaceae
Exons: 1
Coding region: 195-1724 (509 amino acids)
Biological process (GO): lipid metabolic process
Source: RefSeq, a predicted model, not a curated record
CUUCAAACGGAUUUCAACGGGCCGUAAUUAUUCAAAAUGAGCGAAGAUUAGCCAUCGGAAUCCUUAAUUUCGCUUCUCCGUUGUAACAUACUUGUAUUGUAUCGCAAUUUGUUGUCGUACCCCUUUCUUCGCAUUUUUCUUCUCCUUUCGAUUACCUCCACAAAUCGUUUGCAUCUACGAUCAACAUGAUGACAAUGACCGACGUAAUCGAAUCAUUCUUUUCGGCAUUUUUGCCGACGGCAUACGACCGACAGCCAUUUACAGCGAAAUCGGCGCCUGUCCUCUUACUUCCACCACUUUUGCUUCUCAUAGCAUGCUACAUUCGAUUGAGGCAUCCUACUUUGCCACUAUACUGGAGAGCUGCAUUUGCUAUUGUGGGCGUACCAGUGAUCUUGCGAUCAUGUUUGUCUCACUAUGUUGACUCAAGUCUACCAUACAAAACACUCAACUUUUCAAGUGAGAUGUUUUGUUUCGGUUUGGGCGUUGGAGCGUACGUCUGGGUAAUGCUUUUCUUGGAAUUGUGUUUGAUGGGAAAAGAAGGGGAUUAUAACGUGAACGGGGCAGAAGAAUACAAGCUCAAUCAUUCGAAGUCUGAAACGGCUUCUCUCAUCGGAGAUGGAUAUACGCUGCAACGUCCUCGAUGCUUUCCUGGCACAAAUGUUCCACUGGUCUGGGAUAUCCUCGCUAGCCUGCGUGGAUUAGGGUAUGGAAGAGGCAUCGUUCCGGAAAGUUCACCGUACAAGGCUGGUUAUGACGCGCUUGAAAAGUCGCAACUACUGGCAAAAGAGCCGGCAGACAAAGCGAACAAGAUCAAAUGGGAUGCUUGCAAGAAAACGGCUCGAAUUUUUGUUGUGUGUUAUUUGAUGUUAGACUUGAUCGAGUCUUUCUAUCGACAACCAGAAAUUUUGACGGAUGCUUGCAAGCAUGGUCCUUGCUCAAUUGACGAUGCAAAACACGGAAGAUUGGGAUCAGCCGGUCCUAUGGUCUUGACGGCUUUGCUAGGCACUUACGUCAUUUGUGUAAUGCAAACAGUCAGCUCCUUGGUGUACCUUUGUGCAUUAUUGCCAACAAAACCAUCCGAGAUACCAAUCACGAUUUCAAGAUAUGAGCCUUUACCGUUUGCUCAUCCUCAUCUGAGUGACUCUCUACGUGCAAUGUGGGGUGUUCACUGGCACGCAUUCUUUCGACGUUUCUUUUUGAUCUUCGGAUAUUAUCCAGCCAAGAAUUUAGCCGGAAAAUUGGGGUUGCCUCGAAAGGUGGGAACUACACUUGGCAUUAUGGCAACAUUCUUGAUCAGCGGCUUUAUGCAUGAGAUGUGCUUAGAAGCUAUCCUGCCACGAUUUAAAGAAUGGGAUCUCGAUGGUGCAAAGCUUGGUCGUGUUCGUACGCCAGAACGUGGAUUCGGUGCACAAAACUUCCAAUCAACACGAUUCUUCUUACUUCAAGGAAUUGGAAUAAUUUUUGAAGACAUCUUUACAAACUUUAUCGAGCCACAAAUUGCCGCUCUUCUUGUUGAUGUGCCCAAGGUUGGUAAAGCGCGACUUAUUAACGGUGCCCCACGAAAGAUUUUUGGUUGGAUAUGGUGUAUGACAGUGAUGCUGUAUACAGGACAUAUGCUGCUUGAUGUCUGGCUUCGUCAUGGCAUUGCAAGUGCUGCUGUCACCUUCCAAGUUACACGACCCCUUACUCAGAUCAUCAUCGAUCAUUUGCCCUCUAUCACAUAAACUGCUUGACAUCUGAAGUAUGUAUUCUCUAUGUAUCAUAAAUAUCAUUGCGAGAUCCAUCCUGCCGGCUUCCUUCUUGAUUGUUCUGGUCAGCAAAUGAUCAGAUGGUCAGUGCUUAGUCCGUGGCGUUGGCUCAUUCUUAC